CAUCGUCAAUGAUUUGCAUUUGUCGAUUAUUUUCUUUUCUUCUUCCUCUCUCUUCGUUCUCUCUCUCUCUCUCUUAUUCCUUUCUCUCCGAAUCCACGUCCUAGAUCCGUUGUUCUCUUCCCACAGUUCUCACUGAAUCAGGAUCCUAAUUAGGUUGUACUCAUUGCACAAAAAAUUUCUACGCCGAGAAAUUCUAAGCCUUGCAUAUUAUCAUUGGAUUCCAAGUUGUUUUUGUUUCCCUCAUAUUUCUCCGACAACUACCUCUGCAUUGCAUUGCUGUUCUACUUUCACGCCGGUUCCAACACACCACACGCUAGAAAUUGAUUAGAUUUUGAUACCAAGUUGCUGUUGAAUAUCGAGUUUGCUCUUUAGAGAUCUGUUUCCCUCUAGACAACGGUCUGUGUGACCUGUUAUUUUAGUUGAAUCGAAGCCGCGACCAAAUCUUCCUGAUCUUUGCCUGAGGUGAUGGCAUCGGCGGGUGUAGCACCUGCUUCUGGAGUAAGAGAUGUGAAUGCAAAUUCGGUUGCUGUUGAAAGGUUGCCUGAUGAGAUGAAUGGCAUGAAAAUUAGGGAUGAAAGGGAAAUGGAAGCAACUGUGGUAGAUGGAAAUGGGACUGAAACAGGACAUAUAAUUGUUACUACCAUUGGUGGUAAAAAUGGCCAGCCAAAGCAGACAAUAAGCUAUAUGGCUGAGCGAGUUGUUGGAAAUGGAUCAUUUGGUGUAGUUUUCCAGGCAAAGUGCUUGGAGACAGGGGAAACUGUGGCUAUAAAGAAGGUUCUUCAAGACAAGAGAUACAAGAACCGGGAACUGCAAACCAUGCGUCUUCUGGACCAUCCCAAUGUUGUAACUUUGAAGCAUUGUUUCUUUUCAACAACUGAAAAAGACGAGCUUUAUCUUAAUUUGGUACUUGAGUAUGUUCCUGAGACUGUCCACCGAGUUAUCAGACAUUACAACAAAAUGAAUCAAAGAAUGCCUUUGAUAUAUGUGAAACUCUAUUUUUACCAGAUAUGUAGAGCUCUAGCUUAUAUUCACAACUGUAUUGGAGUGUCUCACAGGGACAUAAAACCUCAAAAUUUACUGGUCAAUCCUCACACUCACCAGCUAAAGAUUUGUGACUUUGGGAGUGCAAAAGUCUUGGUCAAAGGGGAACCAAACAUAUCUUACAUCUGCUCUAGGUACUAUAGAGCACCUGAACUUAUAUUUGGUGCAACUGAGUACACCACGGCCAUUGAUAUUUGGUCAGCUGGUUGUGUACUUGGUGAACUAAUGCUUGGCCAGCCUCUAUUCCCUGGUGAGAGUGGAGUAGAUCAGCUUGUUGAAAUUAUCAAGGUUUUAGGUACCCCAACAAGGGAAGAAAUCAAGUGCAUGAAUCCUAAUUAUACCGAGUCCAAAUUUCCACAAAUUAAAGCUCACCCAUGGCACAAGAUCUUUCACAAGCGCUUACCUCCUGAGGCUGUGGAUCUCGUCUCAAGGCUACUGCAAUACUCUCCAAAUCUUCGAUGCACAGCUCUGGAGGCCUUGGUUCAUCCAUUCUUUGAUGAACUGCGUGAUCCAAAUACCCGCCUACCAAAUGGGCGUUACCUUCCCCCACUCUUUAACUUCAGAGCCAAUGAGCUUAAAGGAGUGCCUCCAGGCAUGCUGGUGAAACUGAUUCCAUCUCAUGCAAGAAAGCAGUGUGCCUUGUUUGCGUCAUAGUGUAGCCUCGUGUAAAUAUUAUCUACUCUGCCUGUAGAAGUGUAUGUAGUCUGUUUCAGGUUGUUAAUAGUUGGUUCCUUCCACCUUGUUCUGUUAAUUUGUCCCCCUCACCCAAAGAAAGAAAAACCCUCCUUCCAAUUUCUUAUAUUUCUUGCUGCCUGAAGAAAGCUGUUUGAGAAGAAGCUUCAAGUUGAUUUAAUUGGUUUCCUCAUCUUCAAAGUUUUAACAGAUUGUAUUAAGUAUUAAUACUAUUAAUUAGAAGAACCAUUGUAUACUCAUGUAGUAUACUAGAACACUAGUACGAUGUGAUCCCGGAGGGGAUGUUUUAAAGCUUGUUUGUAUAUCCCCGCCUCCCCUUAAUUAUGAGAAAUUUUACUUUGGAUGAUUAUCUUGCUUUCAAGGAAUUGUUGUUCAUGUUCCCUUA
Molecule: messenger RNA, 2119 nt
Organism: Glycine soja
Lineage: Eukaryota; Viridiplantae; Streptophyta; Magnoliopsida; Fabales; Fabaceae
Product: glycogen synthase kinase-3 homolog MsK-2-like
Exons: 14
Coding region: 466-1695 (409 amino acids)
Biological process (GO): protein phosphorylation; signal transduction
Cellular component (GO): cytoplasm
Molecular function (GO): ATP binding; protein serine/threonine kinase activity
Source: RefSeq, a predicted model, not a curated record